Mustela lutreola (European mink) is the source of this 9932-nucleotide messenger RNA. It is a transcript of the gene GRIK3, whose product is annotated as glutamate ionotropic receptor kainate type subunit 3. Bases 1197 to 3956 code for a protein of 919 amino acids. Gene Ontology annotation, cellular component: plasma membrane; kainate selective glutamate receptor complex; presynaptic membrane. NCBI's taxonomy places the organism in Eukaryota, Metazoa, Chordata, Mammalia, Carnivora, Mustelidae. The transcript has 16 exons. Gene Ontology annotation, biological process: modulation of chemical synaptic transmission; synaptic transmission, glutamatergic; monoatomic ion transport. The record is from RefSeq and is a predicted model, not a curated record. Gene Ontology annotation, molecular function: transmitter-gated monoatomic ion channel activity involved in regulation of postsynaptic membrane potential; kainate selective glutamate receptor activity.
CUAGCCCUUCCUGCAUAGUAGGGGAAAGGCGGAUGGGAAGUACCAGGGUGCAUCUCAGAUGCCCUCCGAGUACAAGGAUUUAGCCAUUUUCCUCCGAAAGCCCUGUCUGUGGCUGCAGUGCGCGGUCAAGUCCUGCCUUCCUCGGUAGAGGGUCUGGCCUGGGCAGUCCCACCCCUAUCAGAUCCUGCAGCUCCCUUAGCCCAGCGUGCACAGUUCUCUUCGAAAUCUGUCUCCCCGGAGCCCCAACCCCAACUGUGCCUCCCCGAGGGCUGGACUCGGAAGGGCAACCGCUUCCCGGGUCGGUCUCCCGCCGCCGCCGUCCAGCCUGCGCCCGCUGCGUGGGAGCUGGGAAGAGAGACUCCGCAGACGGCGGGCUCCGCAUCCCUCUGCUCCGGCGGGCGCGUCUCCUCCAGCUGGUCGGGCCGCUAGGCUACCGACGUCGCCCAGCUCGCGGUGCCAGCUCCCUUGCUCCACGCCCGGCUCCCAGGCUCCGUGCCCUCGCAGAUGAAGGGACUGGGGGGGGGGGGCAGGGCGGAUGGGGACAUCUGGGAAGCGAGGAGAGUCCUCGUUCUCCGGGCGUCCCCCUAAACCGGGUCCAGGGUCCCCUUCCCCGCCCCCUGCGCAGGUGUGAGCGCGCGAGUGUACGCCUCGGCGGGCGUGAGUGUGAAGUGUGUGUGCGCGGGGGAGUGCGCGGAGGGAGCGCGGGCGGCGGGCGGCGCGGAAGGCGGGAGGCAGGGCGCGGGGAGGGGGCUGGGAGGGAGUGUGUGCGCGCGUGCAACUCCACUCCGGGGCUUUGUGCGAGCCCGGGCUAUAGCAUUGGCGGCGGCUGGAGGAGGAACGGCCGGAGAGGCGUGCAGCCCGCCCGCCAGCGCCCGGCAGCCAGGGCAGGUGGGAGCCCGCGCGGGAGCCGAGCCGAAGCGAGCCGGAGCGGAGUCCGAGCGGAGCCCGGGCGGAGCCCAAGAGCCUCGCUCGCGGGCGGCCCGUGGGCGGCAGCCGGGCGGGGCGGACGCCGGCGGGGCGGCCCCCCAGUAAGAUGUGCGCGGCGCCGCGGGGCGCCCCCCACUCGCAGCGGCGCUCCGGAGCCGGGCAGCUGGGCCAGGCGGCGCCUCGGGGGCUGCUGCGCGCCCGCGCCUAGAGCUGCCGCCCCAGGGAGCCCGCCACGGCCGCGCCCCGGGCAAGCUCGGCGGCGCCCAACGAUGACCGCUCCCUGGCGGCGCCUCCGGAGUCUGGUUUGGGAAUACUGGGCCGGGCUCCUCGUGUGCGCCUUCUGGAUCCCGGACUCGCGCGGGAUGCCCCACGUCAUCCGGAUCGGAGGAAUCUUCGAGUAUGCGGAUGGCCCCAAUGCCCAGGUCAUGAAUGCUGAGGAGCAUGCCUUUCGAUUUUCUGCCAACAUCAUCAACAGGAACAGGACUCUGCUGCCCAACACAACCUUGACCUAUGACAUCCAGAGGAUUCACUUCCAUGAUAGCUUUGAGGCCACCAAGAAGGCCUGUGACCAGCUGGCCCUGGGCGUGGUGGCGAUCUUCGGGCCAUCACAGGGCUCCUGCACCAACGCCGUCCAGUCCAUCUGCAAUGCUCUGGAAGUGCCCCACAUCCAGCUGCGCUGGAAACACCACCCUCUGGACAACAAGGACACCUUCUACGUGAACCUCUACCCCGACUACGCCUCCCUCAGCCACGCCAUCCUCGACCUGGUCCAGUACCUCAAGUGGCGAUCGGCCACCGUGGUCUAUGACGACAGUACAGGGCUCAUCCGCCUGCAGGAGCUCAUCAUGGCCCCGUCGAGGUACAAUAUCCGCCUGAAGAUCCGCCAGCUGCCCCUUGACUCGGACGACUCGCGCCCGCUACUCAAGGAAAUGAAGCGGGGCCGGGAAUUCCGCAUCAUCUUCGACUGCAGUCACACCAUGGCCGCCCAGAUCCUCAAGCAGGCCAUGGCCAUGGGCAUGAUGACCGAGUACUACCACUUCAUCUUCACCACUCUGGAUCUGUAUGCCUUAGACCUGGAGCCCUACCGCUACUCAGGGGUAAACCUGACGGGAUUCCGGAUCCUCAACGUGGACAACCCGCAUGUCUCAGCCAUCGUGGAGAAGUGGUCCAUGGAGCGGCUGCAGGCGGCUCCCCGGGCCGAGUCUGGCCUGCUGGACGGCGUGAUGAUGACUGAUGCGGCCUUACUGUACGACGCUGUCCACAUCGUGUCCGUGUGCUACCAGCGGGCCCCGCAGAUGACCGUGAACUCUCUGCAGUGCCAUCGGCACAAGGCCUGGCGCUUUGGCGGCCGCUUCAUGAACUUCAUCAAGGAGGCUCAGUGGGAAGGAUUAACAGGACGAAUUGUUUUCAACAAAACCAGUGGCUUACGGACAGAUUUUGAUCUGGACAUCAUCAGCCUGAAGGAGGACGGCCUGGAGAAGGUGGGUGUGUGGAGUCCUGCAGAGGGGCUCAACAUCACGGAGGUCGCCAAAGGCCGAGGCCCUAAUGUCACAGACUCUCUGACAAACAGAUCGCUCAUCGUCACCACUGUGCUGGAGGAGCCCUUCGUCAUGUUCCGGAAGUCUGACAGGACCCUGUUCGGGAAUGACCGCUUCGAGGGCUACUGUAUCGACCUGCUCAAGGAGCUGGCCCAUAUCCUAGGCUUCUCCUACGAGAUCCGGCUGGUGGAGGAUGGCAAGUACGGGGCGCAGGACGACAAGGGCCAGUGGAACGGCAUGAUCAAGGAGCUCAUCGACCACAAGGCAGAUCUGGCCGUGGCCCCCCUGACCAUUACCCACGUCCGCGAGAAAGCCAUCGACUUCUCCAAGCCCUUCAUGACCCUUGGUGUGAGCAUCUUGUAUCGAAAGCCCAAUGGCACCAACCCCAGUGUCUUCUCCUUCCUCAACCCCCUGUCCCCAGACAUCUGGAUGUACGUGCUCCUCGCCUAUCUGGGGGUCAGCUGUGUCCUCUUUGUCAUUGCCAGGUUCAGCCCUUACGAGUGGUACGAUGCUCAUCCCUGCAAUCCCGGCUCCGAGGUGGUAGAAAACAACUUCACUCUGCUGAACAGCUUCUGGUUCGGGAUGGGGUCCUUGAUGCAGCAAGGGUCGGAACUGAUGCCCAAAGCCCUAUCAACCCGCAUCAUCGGGGGCAUCUGGUGGUUCUUCACACUCAUCAUCAUCUCGUCCUACACGGCCAACCUGGCUGCGUUUCUGACCGUGGAGCGCAUGGAAUCGCCCAUCGACUCUGCUGAUGACCUGGCCAAGCAAACCAAAAUCGAGUAUGGGGCUGUGAAGGAUGGGGCCACCAUGACCUUCUUCAAGAAAUCCAAGAUCUCCACCUUUGAGAAGAUGUGGGCCUUCAUGAGUAGCAAGCCAUCGGCACUGGUGAAGAACAAUGAGGAGGGCAUCCAGAGGACCCUGACGGCCGACUACGCCCUGCUCAUGGAGUCCACAACAAUCGAGUAUGUCACCCAGAGGAACUGCAACCUUACCCAGAUCGGGGGCCUCAUCGACUCCAAGGGCUACGGCAUUGGCACGCCCAUGGGCUCCCCGUACCGGGACAAGAUCACCAUCGCCAUCCUGCAGCUGCAGGAGGAAGACAAGCUGCACAUCAUGAAGGAGAAGUGGUGGAGAGGCAGCGGGUGUCCGGAGGAGGAGAACAAAGAGGCCAGUGCCCUGGGUAUCCAGAAGAUUGGAGGCAUCUUCAUCGUCCUGGCCGCCGGGCUGGUCCUGUCCGUGCUGGUGGCUGUGGGCGAGUUUGUGUACAAGCUCCGCAAAACAGCAGAGCGAGAGCAGCGUUCCUUCUGCAGCACCGUAGCCGAUGAGAUCCGUUUCUCCCUUACCUGCCAGCGUCGGGUCAAGCACAAGCCACAGCCUCCCAUGAUGGUCAAGACUGACGCUGUCAUCAACAUGCACACAUUCAACGACCGCCGGCUUCCGGGCAAGGACAGCAUGGCUUGCAGCACAUCAUUGGCCCCCGUGUUCCCCUAGGCAUAGGUGGGGUGGGGACCAAAGCCUGGGGGCAGGGCAGAGGAAAGCAAGAAGACAGGAAGGCACCUCCCUGUGCCCACACUGGGCUUGGGGGCCAGAGCUGCUGCCUGCCUACUGGGACAGGAGCCCUCUGCCCUUACCUCCCAGGAAACCAGCAGGCCCCUAGGCCAGCUGCUUGGGUCUCACUUGCCUCUUGUUUCUUCUGUGGGUUUCUAAAGCUGCCAGUCGAGACAGCCAAGGCCAAAGGAAGCACAUGCCUCUCUCAGGCCAAACUCACCUGCCCCUCAACUCUCCUCAACAGUCAGAAGUUUCUACCAUGGCCUUCCAGAGGCCAAAGAAAAUGGGAAACAGCUAAUAUGUUGUCUCCCCCUCCCCCGCAAGCCCAAGCCUCCUGGACCAUGGCCGUGAGACCAGAGACACAAACCUUGGGCACCUUAAGGAUUGUAGUGUGGCUGCCAGUGGAAGCUGAAGAUGGGGCAUGGCCACCCCACUUGUCUUGGGCAGAAGAAAGACUUGGUCCCUUAGGGGCUUCUCACAUAGCCCUGGUCUCUUGGCACCAUGUGUGGCAGCCUCCAUCUUGGCUAAAUUGUAGGCAGAGAGCCCCAUAGAAGAAAAGAGGAGUCUGGGGUAUGAGAGAGAGGAGAAUGCCCAAAGGCCGCCAUUUUGAAUUCUUAUAGAUGAUGUCCCAGUGGCUCCCAUUUCUCAAGGAGGUCUUCAGGAGUAUAAGGUAGAGGAGUGGUCAGAGAAAAUUUUCUAUUUUCUGGACAGAGGCUAAAGACUGCUUGAAUCUGCCACAAAGGAUGACCAGAGAUUCGCCGAUAUUUGAAGCCAGAGGAACAGUGGAUUCCAUGGAAAUCCUGUAGGCCCUUGAGCCAUUGGGUCUUAUUUUGCCGGUUACUGAGCUGUUUUCUAAACCCUAGUGGCAUUUGAGAGCUUAGGUUCUUUGCCAUCUACUCAUCAACAACUCCCUAUUCCUGGCCAGUUGACCUUGACUCCCUUCUGUCACCUUGGAAGGAGAGGAAAAACCAAGAUUGAAAGUGAAAGUCGUCACCCCUCCUCAAAGAAGGAUCCAGGUCCUACUGCACAGGAUAAUUUGGGGGGGUAGAUGGGGAAGGCCAGAGGGGUCCUAAAGAACUCUUGGCCUCCUGGACUUACCAGACCUGAAGAUGUUCCCCAGAAAGGAAAAUUUUUAGGGACAGGAUAUCAGAGCUCAUAGAGGCCCCAAGGAUGGGGAAAGAAAAGCUGCCUCCUGGAGAAUUAACCAAAGACCCCACAUAGAGACACAGGCCAUCUAGGUCCUGAUCUCUUGUCCAGAGCAGCUUGGACCUAGUGGGGUUUGGGGGUACAGCAAAGAAAUAGUACCAGAUGAGGUACCAGUGAAGGCCAGACCAGAUAAAAAUAACCUGUGGGUUCUAGCUAGGUAGAAUGGAUGCUCUAGAAGUCUGACUAAGAUUCUGGAAAAAGAAUGAGACAUGGAAGGGUUAGGAGCAAAGUGUCCUUAAAGAGAAUAUGACAGGACCAGCAGGGCUUCCCAUAGCCAAGGGCAGAGGGCAGUCUCGGAGCAGAAGAGGGAAGGCUGAAGAUUCUGGAUGGGGACCCAGAAGACACUUGUAUCCCCCUUCCACCUCUCUCCUGUUUCUGCCUGGGGAGUCUGGUUAAGGAAGAGCUACAAUUAGAUCUCAAGGACCUUCUCAGCUGGGGUGAAGGAUAAUCUCUAGCUCCCCCACUCCAGGGGCUCCCAAAGCAGGAGAGCGCAGUAGGCUCAUGUGAUAAAUACCAUUCCUCCUCCAAACUGUGAGCUGCAGGACCAAACCAGCUGGUUCCCAUCCUCCCAGCAGCGCCAACAGGCUGUAUGCUGGGGAGGUGGGAAAAGAGAGCUGGACGCACAGCCUUGCCAACACACUUAAUGACAGGAGAAGCCAUGUUGUCGUGAGCUUGUGUGUGGGAGUGCGUGUGGAUGCACUUAUGUGUAUCUGUGUGUGUGUGAGCUCUGGGGGCUGGGGGUCAGGGACAGAUUUGGACAUGAAAGAGAGUCCAAGACAUGCAAUAAUAGAAGCCUUUGGAUUCUGAGGUGUGUGCACACACGUGUGUGAAUUGGGGAUGAGGGAGACAAAUCUGGAUAAGCAGCAGAGCCCCAUACACAGAAAAACAGGAGAAGCCAUGUCUUACUAGGGUCCUGGGGAGUAUACACAUGUAUACACCCAUGAAUGAGUGUGUAUGCUUAUGUGUGCAUGUGUGUGUGCGUGCAUGCAGGGGUGCACAUUUAUGCACCAAUGGCAGAGGGCGGAGGACAAGAGAAAACCCACAGUGUUGCCAAAUGUUUAAAAGAAGAAGCCAUGUCAUCAAGGAGUCCACGUGUGAACAUGUGUCUGCAUGUGGGGGUGUGCGUCUGCAGCGGAGAGCAAGACGGAGGACAGAACCAGAGAGCUGUGUAGUACAGGUCAGUGCACAUGUGCAAGGAGCCAUGUGGCACUGGAGUUUUUGGGGGGGAGAGCAUGCUUACACAUGGGUGUGCAAACUCACCCCUGUGUUCCGGCUCACAGCAGGAGCAGAGAUGGACAAUCAGGACAGCAGGGAAUCAGGGUCUGUUUGCGUAUCUGUUGUAGGGAGAGAUCAUUUGUCACAAGGCUUUGCCGAGACAGGGUGCUUUUGUGUAUGACACUCCAUGAGCUAGUCGUGUUCAUCUGAGGUUGUACAUGCACAGAGGCUAAUGGGGAAGAAGGAAGUGGCAUGGUUUGGGGAAGAUGUUGCAUCAGUGGAAUGAAGAUUAGUGGCAAUUGGAGGCACUAUUCAAAUAGGGUAAUCCCCCAACAGGUACUAAAAUGAUUUUUAGACUUCCAAAUGAAAGUGGGGUGGCAUGCUACCUGACCCCCCCCCAUCCACUCAAGCCUUAUGUCCAUGUGUGUGGUUCAUGUUCAAACUCUGUUUGGUGUCCUUGGUUUGCUUUCGAGACCAGCCCAGUGUUCCAAGUACAGUGGAGAUCGCUUCUGACCAAACAGGAGCUGUCUCUCUCCCUAGCAGGGGGGAAGGUGUUUGCAUCCUGGCAGAUCAAGAGGAAUUAAAGGCAAAAUCAACCGUGCCAGCAGGUGCACACCUGAGCUGCAGGGGGUGUGCAGGGGCACGCCCACCACAGUGGCACCGAGGUUGGUUGUGGAACCAUCAGAGUUGGUUUCGAUGGAACAGAAGAUGGGACUCGCCCGAGCAGGUGCUGGAUUGUCCUUGUCUGACUCCACAUGCCUUCUCUUAACAGACGAUCGCCCCCACCUCUCACCCCCAUCUCCCACCUGAAAUGCCAGUGCCUCCUCUCAGCCAGCUCAGACUGGCCAAGUUGAGGGGCAACAGUGAGGAGACCCCCCACACACACACACACACCCCGCCAGUCACCAAGGCCCUGGGGCUUUCGAACAAUGAACCUUCCUCCUCCCCCUCUCCCCUUGACCUGUUACUCUAAGGACAGAUAAGAAAACCCUGACUGCUUGGUCACCAUUCAGGUGGCCCCGCUCUGCGAGUGUCUCUCAAGAGGAAUCAGGCUCUCAUGGGUGGUGAGCUGACUCCGAAUCUUGGAGGGGUUGGAGGGUCGCCCCCCACCUCCCAGCCAAGACCGUCUCAACUAGAAGAGCACACACUGGCCCCUCCCCAACACACUUGCAGACAGAAGUGCUGGCCGAGGAUGGGGAAGGGUCUGUCAGGGUUGGAAGAAGGUUCCCCACAGGGAGAAGCCCCUGCGCUCCUUACCCUGGAGGGGAGCAUGAGUCUGAACUGGGCACGAGCUCACUGAGCACAGAGGCUCCCUCCCAGCCUUCUUUUCCAGGGGUACGUUGUGGAUGGGUACAAGCUGCUGCUUCGUCACUCGGCAUGAAGCAGGGCCCUUCCCAAGCCAUUCUCAGCUGUCUGCACAAACAUCUGGAAAUUGGCCAAACUCUAGCCCAUGUCUGGACCGGUCCUGUGUGGAUGGCCAUCUGGAAGGGCCUCGUGGUCUGGACAAACAGCAGGAUGGACUUAAACGUCCAGAAUGGGCCCAGCCCCGUGGCCAGAUGCACGGAAUGAGCCCAAUUCUGUUGGCAGGACUUGAACGGACACAUCUGGAAGAGUCUCCCAGAUGGGAUGGACACAGCUGGAACGGGCCCAGCUGCUUGCCACGGCAGGAGAGCCCAGCCCCGUGUCCCCGUGCCAGUCUGGAUCAAGCUCUCAUUUUUCAGUCCUGGAUUUGCCCUGGAGUUAAAAUUUCAGAGCUCAGGCCAUCUGUGAAGUCACCAAACUGUUUUUGGUAGAAGGUUAAUGUUCUGUACAAUAUAUAUAUGAAUGUAAAAAGAUAUAUAUAUAUAUAUAUGCUGUAUAUAUAUAUAUGCACAGUGUAUAUAUGACCUGUAGUCCCAUGUGUAUACGCACCCCCCCCCCCCGCACGUCUGCACACAGAGUGUACAUAACCCAGCCAGUGUGGGUGGGGACCAGGUGAGGGAUCGGGCGACAGCAGCCAAGUCUGGAGUGGAGGCCAUCUGGGGCAGGGGCCCUGUGGGGAUGGGGCACACAUCAGAGCUCUGGACUGAACCAUGGGGGCUGAUGGACAGGCCUUGCCCAGCUGGUGCCUCCUGGCGAAGGAUAGGAGAGAUCCAGGGGCUGUAUCUCUAUCCUAGAGCAUCUGAGGCAGGACGGCAAGCAGGGACUGUGUCUAAGGAGUUAUGUCAUGCUGGCACUGGGCUCCAAGACCUGUACUUGUCACAGUGGCCAGGUAGGUGUCAGGCUUCCCUUGGAAUAUCGUAAAAGUUUGGAACAUUCUAGGUGUCAGAGACCUCAGAUUCUCAUCCACACACAAAGGCACAGUUCACAUCUAGGGAAAAUGCUUUUUUUAAAAGGGAACGGCCCCAAAGGCAUUGUCCGCAUGCCAGUGCAAUGUCCCUGUGCCCUACUUAUGGUCCUGUCGCCUGCCUUCUAGAAGACAUCCAGUCACCCUGCAGUGUGUCUCUAUUUUCUCUGGGGCCUCCAGCUACAGGGCAGCGGCUGCACUAAUGCCAGCAGGCUCGUCCCACUGCAGACGACCUCCCCAGGCCCAUCUGACCCAGAGGCCAGCUGUUAGCGAGUGACGGAGGAGCCAGAAAUGUGAAGGGCUCAGUUACACCAGGGGGAAAGAGGAGAAGCCAGCAAGGCCCCUCCCGCCCUAGCACAGCCCAAGCCAUCUGUCUGCCUUUCCUCCCCGUUCCAUCUCCCCCAGCAGGGACAGUGGGCAGGGAGCACCCCCACCUUCCCUGCUGACCCUGGGGCCCUGCUCUGCCCCUCUCCUCCUGUCUUCACUACCCCAGUCCUUUAGCUAGCAGUCUGGCCCCUGUCAUCGGUCAGAGCACCUCUGGAGUCUUGCAGGGGAGAGGACACCUGGAGUGAGCUUCCUUCCAUGUGGUCGACAGCCUGCCUUCUGCUUGGGCCCCACGCGUCAGGCUGGUAUGCACUUGAUCUGCCUCUGGGCACCCCCUACCCCCGCCGCCAGAGCACAUCUGAAUCCAGCCUCCUGAGGAGGGGCCUAUCCUGGCUCCUGGGGCCCUCACACCACUGUGCUCCAACCUCCCACCCCAUCUCUGCCUGGGCCUCCCUUGUCAGGGACUUGGGUUCCCAGCCCCAGGGCUGAGCCCCCAGACAGCGCCAUGUGAGACCCCUGGCCUGUCCCACCACCCAGACCAGAGUGCCUGGAUGUCCCCCACUCCCCCUCGACAUGGUUCCCACACACUGGUCUCUGGGCCAUUCAGGGGAUGCCCUUUGUGGACAUGCAGAAUUUCUAUGAAUAUAGUUUUUUGUAAACAUUUUGUAACAAUUUGGGUUUCAUAGUAACUGUGUUACUUGCCAAUCAUUCUAGGCUGAUGUAAAUAACUUUCCAAACAAAUCUGAUUAUUUUCCUUUUUAAGACACUGUGAUAUAUCAAAGUGCACAGUUUGCUGUAUGAAGUAAUAUGGUUUUAAAUUUUAAAUAAAGAAACGUUUCUAGAAAACA